Molecule: messenger RNA, 2826 nt
Organism: Carcharodon carcharias (great white shark)
Lineage: Eukaryota; Metazoa; Chordata; Chondrichthyes; Lamniformes; Lamnidae
Gene: smim1
Product: small integral membrane protein 1
Exons: 3
Coding region: 564-794 (76 amino acids)
Source: RefSeq, a predicted model, not a curated record
AUAGGUGCACCGAGCGAGUUAGAAGUUAAUCAGUGGCCUAGAAGGGACGAGGUUGAACACUUUGAUCCCAAUGCCAUCAGUUUACUGGAUUUUGCAAUAUAUUGCAACACAGCAAGCUGGCCCGAUCAGAGAGUCCUGCACUGCACUCUGACUUUCUUUCCAGCUCUGUUUAUGCAGCAGACUAACUGAGGGCCCAGGAUUUUUAUUCCAUGUUGCUGCUAUCAGUGGAAGAUUUUCUGGGUGAUAUUGUAAAGUAACUGUGUUGUGUCUUUCAGUCCCACAUGACAAGAGCUCACUGCCAGGAGGCAGCUGCGUAAUCUGUAAACUCCUCCAAGAUUUCAUUGCAGAACCAUCUGGAAGCUAUUGCUCUGGUACUUUCCUGACUUUCAGCAAACUUGUAAGAAUUUCUGGAGAUUUCAUCAGUUUUAAGCAACAUUCUUAAGCGUUGGUAAAUCUGACCUAACUGCUUUCAAACUUUGAAGCAAUUUCCAGCACGGAGAACAGUUUCCUUUAGCUAUUUAUCGGAUCUGACCAACCUUCAGCAGCACCGAUUGAAGUUAACAAUGAACACUCAUGAGACAGACGUACAGUACAGCCGAUGGAAUGACAAUGCUCAGGACCAGGUCACCAUCAGCAUUUCUGCAAUAGAAGCAACAGGUUGUAAAAGGAUAUUUAAUAAAUUAUGCACUGGAAAACUAGGCAUUGCGAUGAAAGUCCUUGGAGGAAUUGCUGUGUUUUGGGUCAUCUUCAUCGUUGGUUAUGUGACAGGCUACUAUGUCCACAAGUGCAAGUAGAAACUUAAAGCAGAAAGCUGGAAGUUACUGCAUUCCUAUUACAUCUGCUGAAUAAUUCUGUCCUGUUUCAGGUGUGAUCUCCACAGCAGCUCCCCUGUCUCCUGUUUCAAUAUAAUGAAAGAAUCAAUCUAAAAUUCACCCAUAGUGAGCCAUUGUUUGAAUCUUGAACUCCAAAUUUAAUCCUGGUGUAGUUUGUUUUUCUUAAAGGAACAGCGUUCCCAUGGGAUUGUGCUGAGGAAGACACAUGGACAGAGGCGGGUACACCACUAGCAGCAGCUCGAUGGCAUCACUGCACCACAGUCACGGCAAUAUAAAUAUCAGCAGCACAUAGGCCAACUUUAAUUAUUUUUUACUUUUUGAGAAAAACUGAAACGAAGCUCCCUUCCUCCAAAUGCGCCAUUCAGUUUUUAAUAAGUCAAAUACUGUGGAUGCUGGAAAUCUGAAAUAAAACUAGAAAAUGCUGAAAAUACUCAGUAGGUCAGGCAGGGUCUGUAGAAAGAGAAACAGAACUGUUUCAGGUCAAUGACUCUUCAUUAGAGCUGGCAAACACUCUUUGACCUGAACUGUUAAUUCUGUUUCUGUCUCCACAGAUGUUGCCUACCCGAUUAUUGUGUCCAGCAUUUUCUGUUUAUAUCCCAUUUUAACUAUCUGGAUGUGUUACUGAGCCAAACAGACCAGGGAUAGGUUUGAUCCCUGAUCUCUCCUGUAAACUGUCUCAAUGACCUUGGAGUUUGGAAGGAAAUUUUCCAAAGUUGCUUCUCCUGGUUGCUUUCCAAUGACACCCUCCUACUAGAAUAUCCAUGCGUGUAGGCUAUGGGUGAGGAGGUGAUCAGCCUGUGAUGUCCUCCAAGGACGUAUGACCUGCCAGUGAGCAAUGUGUUUCUGACACAUCAGUUAGGAGCUGUGCCUGUGGAAUUGUCUCCCAAGGAUGGGUUAGUACAUGUCAGUAGAGAACGAUGGAGGAAGAAAGGAAAGAAUAUUCAAGAAUAGUUGACUUCCCAGUUAUCUUCUCUCAAUAAACCAAAACCUCACUGGCAGGAAAGUACAGCUGUGUUUAGGAGUUGGAGUGCAGGUCUCCCUACACCAACACAAGCUGUUAAUGCUCCCACUUACACUGCUGAUAAAAUGUCAGAGCUGUUUAUACCUAGGGCCGUGCCUGUGAGCUUUAAAUAUCCAACCACUUAAUACACCAAUCCAUUCACAGAUUGUCCAAAACCCCUUUCCCAUCCCCAAGUGCGUUGCUACCUCUGACAGGAGGGGGAAAUUUGAGGGCUAAUAUUAGGAUGAUAGUAUCAUCACUCCUCACAUGGCUCAGUGAAGAUAUACACCAUCCAGUGUAGUGUAAGAUACUAUAAUACAGAUUCAAUGUUUGUUUUAACUGAAGAAAAUGCAACUGUAAAGUUAUAAGUGUGCACAUGGAGAGUCAUUUUCCAAUUCUUCACUUUUGGUAGGACAUCACAUGUUGGAAAUUUGAGUGCCACGCCAGGUCAUUUACUGAUCAUUUAAUUUAAUUGAUGGUGGGUAAAACAUGUGCAAUGCACACCAGAGAGUGAAGCCUCCCACCUAAAACACAAGCCAGAAAAUUAAUCAUCCUAUACGGAUAUAUCUACAUGUGCAUUGACAAACGUGGAUGCAAUAUUUACAUAGUCAUGUACAUGGUUUGUACAAUUACACACACACACACCCAAACACCCUCUCUGCUAACAGCAUGGAACCUCUCCAAUGGCAGGCUUGGGACAGAAAACCGGGUCCCCGAUUGACUUUGUGCACCCAAACAGUGAUGUGGCAAAUUUCCCAAGAUAUUUUUGGAGCCAGAAGGGAGUUGUACCACAGAGCAUGUGCCAUGCUUAAAUAAAAUGAUUAUUAAAACUGGAUCUCACACUGAAUGUUGUAAGAUUGGAUGAAGCUCCGUCACAGCACACAUCUCACCUUCUGAGCAGGCCGGAGGGUCUGGUGUGUAGUGUCUCUGUAAAUAAGGCUGCCGUUGUAUCACUGGAUCCUGAAAUUUGGCAAUAAACAGUUCUCUACUUGU